Molecule: messenger RNA, 2364 nt
Organism: Cuscuta campestris
Lineage: Eukaryota; Viridiplantae; Streptophyta; Magnoliopsida; Solanales; Convolvulaceae
Source: the annotation of a GenBank genome assembly
GCUAUAUAAGAAAAAAAAGAAAAUACUCCAUUUAUAUAAAUAGAUAAAUAUAUAUAUAGUCCCAGGCGGCAAGAAACUCCCUCAACGCAGACGGCCACUCAAAGGCCAAAGCUUUUGCCUAACCGGAGAGACCCACUGCCCCAUACUUCUUUCGGGUCGCUUUCUCGGCCUUCCGCAUUUGGAUUUUGAUUUGAAUUAAGAUGGCAAAAGAAAGUCUUAGCAAUGGAUCAUCAUCAGCUCAUCAAAGACCUGGUCUGUUGAAAGACCAAGUCCGAUUGUUUAAGAGAAAGGAUUCUGAUAGAUAUGAGAUUGUCCCAAUAACGGAUAAUUUGUCAUUUGAGAAAGGAUUCUUUGUUGUAGUCCGCGCAUGCCAGUUGUUGACACAGAAAAAUGAUGGGAUUAUAUUGGUAGGAUUGGCUGGGCCUUCUGGUGCAGGGAAGACCAUAUUCACUGAAAACAUUUUGAAUUUCAUGCCAAAUGUUGCCGUUAUUUCAAUGGAUAAUUAUAAUGAUGCAACUCGGAUUGUCGAUGGAAACUUUGAUGACCCACGCUUGACAGACUAUGAUACAUUGCUAAAUAACAUCCAUGAUCUUAAGGCGGGCAAACCAACGGAGGUUCCAAUAUAUGAUUUCAAAUCAAGCUCCCGAGUAGGAUACAGGAGGCUUGAAGUUCCUGGCUCCUCUAUAGUAAUAAUUGAGGGAAUCUAUGCUUUGAAUGAAAAACUGAGGCCUUUUCUUGAUCUUCGAGUAUCUGUGACAGGGGGUGUCCAUUUUGAUCUAGUCAAGCGAGUGUUGCGUGACAUUCAACGUGCUGGUCAAGAACCUGAAGAGAUAAUCCAGCAAAUAUCUGAAACAGUUUAUCCUAUGUAUAAGGCCUUUAUUGAGCCUGACCUACAAACUGCGCAUAUAAAAAUAAUAAAUAAAUUUAAUCCAUUCACUGGCUUCCAGAAUCCUACUUAUAUUCUGAAGUCUUCAAAGAGAGUUACAGUGGAAGAGAUCAAGUCAUCAUUGUCUGAAGAGUAUACAGAGAGUACAGAAGAAACUUAUGAUAUCUAUCUUUUGCCACCCGGUGAAGAUCCAGAGUCAUGUCAUUCAUACCUGAGGAUGAGGAACAAAGAUGGAAGAUAUAAUCUCAUGUUUGAGGAGUGGGUCACAGAUUCUCCAUUUAUCAUAUCACCAAGGAUCACUUUUGAAGUGAGUGUGAGGCUUCUUGGUGGGUUGAUGGCUUUGGGGUACACAAUAGCAGCAAUCCUCAAACGAAGUAGCCACGUGCUUCGCAAUGAAAGGGUCUGUGUUAAAGUUGAUUGGCUUGAACAGCUAAAGCGCCAAUAUGUCCAGGUCCAAGGAAGAGACCGUUUGGUUGUAAAGUGUGUUGCCGAUCAACUGGGGCUAGAAGGCUCAUACAUCCCACGCACAUAUAUUGAACAGAUACAGCUAGAAAAGCUUGUGAAUGAGAUUAUGGUGUUACCAGAUGAUUUGAAAACAAAGCUUAGCUUAGAUGAAGAUCUUGUGUCCAGUCCUAAAGCAGCGCUUUCCCUUGCCUCAGCUGAAAGGUUGGCAUCCAGGAAUAAGAAAAUCAAAAGGGACAAAAAUUUGACCAAAGAUGAUAGGUUUUCGAUAACCUUCCGGAAGAUUGAUGACAGGACUUCACCAUCAACAUUAGCAAACCAGGGGGCAAUCACUCAUCUGUCAGAACAGAUUUCGACCCUAAAUGACCGAAUGGAUGAUUGCACAGUGAAGAUGGAAGAACUCAGUUUGAAGCUAAGCAAUCGACGAACUUCCCCCAGUAGUGCCCAAAAUGGUGGUGGUGGUGGUGGUGCUGCUAAGCAAUCUGAAGCCUGCAAUGGAUCUGCCCCUACUUCUCAUUUCAUCUCUGGUUUAGAGAACGGUUCCUUGAUUGGAUCUACUAUGCCACAUUCUUCAUCUUCAUCCCAUACUCCCCGGGAUUCCACUUUCGUGGAUGAGCUAUCAAACAUUGCUCGGAGUCAGCGGCAAAUGAUGAUUCAGCUGGAAAACCUCGGCACUCUUCUCCGCGAGGGGUCGGGACGCGGGCCCCACCAAGAAAACGGGACCCAGCAGCGAAGGCUGAUAGCGGGGCUUGAUCCCGUCAAAGCCUAUGCUCUCUCCGCUCUGGCAGUUGCUGGCUUUGGAAUCUUGAUGUUUAAGAGCUUUCGGCAUGGAAAUUGAAGACCCAGAAAUCUUUUAGUGAAUGGGAAUCUCUUCUCUUUGACACUGCUGUUUACUCGUUGCAUUUUUUGCCUUUGCGAAAGAAGAAUUUUACUUGAGAGAGUAUACAUACAUCUCUGAGAUUUAAUGGAAGGGCUAAAUCAAUUUUUUUUUUAAAUAAUAAUAGAGGAAUUCAAAU